AUGGUGGAGAAGCGCUGCCCGCUGCAGAGGGACGGCGUGUACCGCUGGUUCUCGGAGCUGCCGUCGCCGCAGCGCGUGGAGUUCCUGUGCGGCCUGCUGGACCUGUGCAUCCCGCUGGAGCUGCGCUUCCUCGGCUCGUGCCUGGAGGACCUGGCCCGCAAGGACUACCACUCGCUGCGCGACUCGGAGAUCAAGGCCAACAACCCGGCCGACUUGGGCAGCCUCACCAACCUGACGGACGAGGUGGUGCGCAGCAAGCUGCUGGUGUCGCUGGCGCUGCUGGGCUCGGAGCAGCGCGAGGCGGCGGGCGUGUUGUACCGCACGCUCACGCACAUCGACUCCAUCAUCCACAACUACGGGCUUCAGCUCAACGAGGGCCGCACGGGCGAUGAGUUUCUGCUGCUCUUCACCAUGGCCUCCAACCACCCGGCCUUCAGCUUCCACCAGAAGCAGGUGCUGCGCCAGGAGCUCACGCAGAUCCAGAGCAGCCUGAGCGGCGGCGGCGGCCCCGGGAGCAAGAGCGCGCUGCCCACCUGCCCGGCCUGCCACAAGGUCACGCCCAGGACGGAGCCCCCCGUCAGCAGCGUGGGCAACAGCUUGGAGAACGCCCUGCACACAUCCACACAUUCCACUGAGGGGUCGCUGCCCAAGAGGCCUGGAGGGAAACUGUCCAGAGUGAGUGUUGAAAAGAUAGACCUGAAGGGAUUAUCACACAAAAAAAAUGAAAGAAAUGUUGAAUGUUCCUUUGAGGUCUUGUGGUCUGAUUCUUCAAUCACAUCAGUAACCAAAUCUUCCUCUGAAGUGACUGAAUUUAUUUCAAAGUUGUCUCAGCUGUAUCCUGAAGAAAAUUUGGAGAAAUUCAUUCCUUGCUUAGCUGGCCCAGAUUCCUUUUAUGUAGAGCGAAACCACAUGGAUCUGGAAGCGGACCUGAGGUAUUUGGCUUCAUUACCUUCUCAUGUGUUAAAAAAUGACCAUGUUAAGAAAUUUUUCAGCACUUCUUCUCCCACCCAACAGCUUCAAAGUCCAAGUCCUGGCAACCCUUCCCUUUCUAAAGUCGGUACCAUGAUGGGCGUGUCUGGAAGGCCUGUGUGCGGAGUGGCCGGCAUCCCAUCCUCUCAGGGCAGCGCCCAGCACCACGUGCAGCACUCGGCCAGUGCGGCCGCCUUGCCCCACUGCUCGCACUCGGGGGGCACAGGCUCGGCUCUGGCCUACCGGACCCCGAUGGACAGCUCGCCCACCAUCCUGAUGCCGUCCAGCCUGCAGGCCCCGCAGACCCAGGAGCAAAACGGGAUUUUAGACUGGCUUCGGAAACUGCGUUUGCACAAGUAUUACCCUGUCUUUAAACAGCUCACGAUGGAGAAGUUUCUGAGCCUUACGGAAGAAGAUCUAAAUAAAUUUGAAUCCCUCACCAUGGGAGCAAAGAAAAAACUGAAGACUCAACUGGAGCUGGAGAAGGAGAAGUCAGAGAAACGGUGCCUGAACCCCUCGGCCCCUGCCCCAGUCAGCAGCAGUGGGGUGGCCCGUGUGCCCCCCACCAGCCACGUGGGGCCCGUACAGACGGUGCGAGGCAGCCAUGCUGCAGCGCUGCGGGUGGAGGUGGAGCAGUCCCCUCACCAGACGGCCCGGGAAGGCAGCUCCUCUGAGUGCUCCAGCUCCUCGCCCAGCCCAAUGGGCGUGCAGGCCCGGGAAGAGAGCUCAGACAGCGCGGAAGAGACCGACAGACGUGUGGAGAUCCACUUGGAGGGCCCUGACAAGGAGAAGCCUGUGAUGCUGCUGAACCACUUCACGUCAAGUUCCGCCCGGCCCACAGCGCAGGUCCUCCCCGUGCAGAACGAGGCGGGCUCCACCCCAUCGGGCCACCACUCGCUUCCCCCACAGAUGAUGACGGCAGCCUCGCACAUCGCACCCAUCCGGAUGCUGAACUCCGUGCACAAGGCGGAAAGGGGGGGCGCGGACAUGAAGCUCCUCUCGUCCUCUGUGCACUCACUGCUGUCCCUCGAGGAGCGCAGUAAAGUCUCUGGACCAAGAAGCAGCAUCAAAGUGGACAAGAGCUUUGGCAAUGCCAUGAUGGACGCGCUCCCCUCGUCCACCCCCCAUCAGCCCAUGCAGGUCCUCUCCGGACUCGCCGAGAGCAGCUCCGUGUCGCCCACCGUCUCCUUUGGCCCCCGCACCAAAGUCGUCCACGCGUCCGCGCUGGACAGGGUGAUGAAGCCGGCGCAGCAGCCGGCCCUGGUGGUGGAAGCCAGCACCGCUGCCGCGGGGACGUCCAGCACCGUCUUCCACGUGGCUCGGCCGCCCAUCAAACUCCUGGUGUCUUCAUCUGUCCCUGCGGAUUCCGCCAUCUCUGGGCAAACCUCCUGUUCUAACAACGUGCAAAUAAGUGUGCCCCCUGCAAUAAUAAACCCCCGGACUGCUCUGUACACAGCCAACACCAAAGCUGCCUUCUCUGCGAUGAGCAGUGUGCCCGUGGGCCCCCUGCAGGGCAGCUUCUGUGCGAACAGCAACACUGCCGCCUCCAGUAGCCACCCUUCCCCAUCUUUCACAAACAUGGCCACUGUGCCCAGCUGCCCGGCCCCCAGCUCCAGCCCCGCGCUCUCCUCGGUCCCCGAAAGCAGCUUCUACAGCAGCAGUGGCGGCGGUGGCGGCAGCUCCCCCGGGAACCUCCCUGCCUCAGCCCAGAACCACCACCACCACCACCACCAUCAGCAGCAGCCGGUGCCCCAGCAGCCGGCGCCCGCCCCACCGCCCGGCUGUGUCGUGUGCACAUCGUGCGGCUGCAGCGGGAGCUGUGGCUCGAGCGGCCUGACCGUCAGCUACGCCAGCUACUUCCAGCACCCGUUCUCGGGGCCCUCAGUCUUCCCCUUCCCGUUCCUGCCCUUCAGCCCCGUGUGCGGCAGCGGCUACGUGGGUGCCCAGCAGUAUGGCGGCGGCGCCUUCCCGGUCGUGCACUCGCCCUACGGCGGCGGCGUGGGCCCAGAGCCCGUGCUGGGCGGCCAGUCCGCCUUCACUGUCCCGCCUGUGCAGAACUUCAUGGGGGCGGCGGGUGUCUACCAGGCCCAGGGCUUGGUGGGCAGUAGCAAUGGUUCCAGUCACAAAAAGAGCGGGAACCUCUCGUGUUACAACUGUGGGGCCACCGGUCACCGCGCUCAGGACUGCAAGCAGCCGUCCAUGGACUUCAAUCGGCAAGGUACUUUUAGGUUGAAAUAUGCCCCUCCAGCAGAAAGUCUGGACUCCACAGAUUGA
Rangifer tarandus platyrhynchus (Svalbard reindeer) is the source of this 3243-nucleotide messenger RNA. The record is from the annotation of a GenBank genome assembly. NCBI's taxonomy places the organism in Eukaryota, Metazoa, Chordata, Mammalia, Artiodactyla, Cervidae.